Molecule: messenger RNA, 1889 nt
Organism: Bombus pyrosoma
Lineage: Eukaryota; Metazoa; Arthropoda; Insecta; Hymenoptera; Apidae
Product: 40S ribosomal protein S6-like
Exons: 2
Coding region: 145-1767 (540 amino acids)
Biological process (GO): translation
Cellular component (GO): ribosome
Molecular function (GO): structural constituent of ribosome
Source: RefSeq, a predicted model, not a curated record
CAUUCGGACCAAAAGUAAAUAAUACGUGUGAGAAACGUGGUACGUUCUUCGGGCUACACGCGACAAAUACUUACUAAUUUUCUUAACCGCAUUCGGACAUGCAGAUAUAUUUUCUUGAAAAAUAUUAGAAAGGUACCCUCAAAAAUGUCUUCAAAAAGAAUAUUAGGCGUUGUUGAGGACAUUGAAAAUUCAGCUAACAUUGCAAAAAGUGAUUUGAUAGAUAUUUUAAAUAGUGAUAGUGACAGUAGUGAUAUUUCACUUCCUGUACGAAAACGUUGUAAGCGACUGAUUAUUGAAGAUGAUACCGACGAUGAAGACCACAGUAAUCAUCAACAAUCAGAGCUAUGGAUUUGGAAAGAAGAAACUAAUGAUCCAAAAAUUUGGAAGUAUACACAGAUUCCUGGCAUAAAAGUGGCAAUUUUGAGUCAGUUAGGGGAAAACAGAAAAGAAUUAGAUUUUUUUAAUAUAAUAUUUGAUAAUAUAUUUUGGGAAAAUAUUGUUACGGAGACGAAUCGAAACGCAAACCAAAUAAUAAACAAUGAAAAUAAAAGACUAAAAAUAGACAAAACUUGGUUUCCUGUAGACUGUGGUGAAAUCAAAAUAUAUUUUGCACUAUGUAUAAUAAUGGCUGAAGUUAAAAAACCAACAAUUCAAAUGAAUUGGUCUAAGAAAGCAGUUAUAGAAACUCCAAUUUUUAGAAAAACAAUGCCGUUCAAAAGAUUUCUGCAAAUAACUAGAUGUUUGCAUUUUACAGAUAACAAUUUGGCUAACAAUACAGAUAAAUUAUGUAAAAUAAAACCUGUGAUAAAUUUUUUGAAUCAAAGAUUUAAAGAAGUAUAUACAAUGCAAGAGAAUGUUACUAUCGAUGAAUCAUUGAUGAAAUAUAAGGGACAUUUAUCCUAUAAACAAUUUAAUCCAUCAGAAGGGGUAAGAUUUGGUAUAAAAUUUUAUAAAUUAUGUGAGUCGAAAUCAGGUUAUUGCUAUGACCUUAAAAUAUACACUGGUAGUGAUAAAAUAAAUUCUGGUGACAGUGCAUCUGAAAGUGUUGUCAAAGAGCUAUCACAAUCAAUAUUACAUAAAGGACAUACUUUAUAUUUAAACAAUUGUUCUACAAAACUGUUUAAAACUUUAAUUAACAGUAAAACUAAUGUUGUUGGAACAGUGCACUCGAACAGAAAUAAUAUGCCAAAAGAUUUUUGUAAAGUAAAAUUAAAAAAGGGUGAAUAUAUAAUGAGAAGCUGCAAUGGAAUACUGGCAUUAAAAUGGAAGGAUAUACGAGACAUUUAUAUUCUUUCUUCAAAACACGAAACAGCAGAAAUGACUGAACCAGAAAAAAAUCAAUUCAAUUGUACUUUGAAACCAAAAUGUAUCAUUGAGUACAAUAAAGGAAUGAUUGGAAUUGACCGGCAAGACCAAAUGCUAGCGUGCUUCCCUGUGAUGAGGAAAUAUAGUAACAAAAAACAGACUUAUGCUGAAUAUAGAAUUGAAAUAGCCCAAUCAUUGCUAAAAAAUAUACCAUUACCAGAGUAUAAACGAAAAGGACGAUUAACGAAUGGAGAUUUACCAGAGAGGCUGCACGGGAAACAUUGGGGUCAUUUUCCCAAGCAUAUAGAUCCAACACCAUCGAAAUUAAAGCCAUCAAGAGCCUGUAAAGUUUGCACAAAACAUAAAAAACGUAGUGAAACAACGUGGGAGUGCAAAAGAUGUAAAGUUGCAUUACAUGUACCAAUAUGCUUUGAAAGAUACCACACGAUUGAAGAUUAUUAAAUUUUUUUAAUUUUAUCAAGACGUUCAUAAUUUAAAAUAUAUGUUUCUUCAGAAAUUAUAAUAAAAAUGUUAUUGAUUUAUUAUUGACUUCAAGAUAAUAAAUCUUGCUUGUUCAAUGAUCA